This is a messenger RNA of Phascolarctos cinereus (koala), 2224 nucleotides long. RefSeq names its product dopamine receptor D3 (gene DRD3). The record is from RefSeq and is a predicted model, not a curated record. Gene Ontology annotation, biological process: phospholipase C-activating dopamine receptor signaling pathway; adenylate cyclase-inhibiting dopamine receptor signaling pathway; negative regulation of adenylate cyclase activity. NCBI's taxonomy places the organism in Eukaryota, Metazoa, Chordata, Mammalia, Diprotodontia, Phascolarctidae. Gene Ontology annotation, molecular function: dopamine neurotransmitter receptor activity, coupled via Gi/Go; G protein-coupled receptor activity. Gene Ontology annotation, cellular component: plasma membrane.
AUGACUUCCCUUCCUACAAUGGCUCUUCUCAGUCCACUCAACAGCUCUGUCAACUCUACUUGCGGGAAGGAGAACACAACAGGAGCAGGACUGCCCCACCCCCAUGCCUACUAUGCCCUCUUCUACUGUGCCCUCAUUCUGGCUAUUGUCUUUGGCAAUGUCCUGGUCUGUCUGGCUGUGCUGAAAGAACGUUCCCUGCAGACAGCCACUAACUACCUGGUGGUGAGCCUGGCUGUGGCUGAUCUGCUUGUGGCCACCUUGGUGAUGCCCUGGGUGGUGUACCUGGAGGUGACUGGAGGAGUAUGGAAUUUCAACCGAAUUUGCUGUGUUAUUUUUGUCACCUUGGAUGUCAUGAUGUGCACCGCCAGCAUUCUAAACCUCUGUGCCAUAAGCAUCGACAGAUACAUAGCUGUGGUCAUGCCAGUUCGUUACCAAUACAGCUCUAGCCAGAGCUCCUGCCGGCGGGUUUCUUUCAUGAUUGCUGUGGUCUGGGUGUUGGCAUUCGCAGUCUCUUGUCCUCUGCUCUUUGGACUCAACACAACAGGGGAUCCCAGUGUCUGUGCCAUCUCCAACCCAGACUUUGUCAUCUACUCCUCAGUGAUUUCCUUCUACUUGCCCUUUGUGGUGACUCUCCUCAUCUACGCUCGGAUCUAUGUGGUAUUGAGAAGAAGGAGGAGGAAAAGGAUUCUCACUCGGCAGAACAGUCAAUGCAUUAGUGUCAAACCUGACUACCCCCCACAAUCUAUCUUUCUGCGGCGGCAUGCAAUUCGGCAUUUCUCAAUAAGGUCCAGAUUUUCCUCAUCAGAAACCACGGGGAAAACAGAACCUACUGAAGAAAAAGAAUAUCCCCCUGGCUGUCAAGAUUCCCUUUUAUCCCAUCUUCAGGUCACCUCUCCAGGAAGGGCCCAUUCAUCUGAGAAACUGCUGGCAGCAAUGGAAUUGAAACGCUACUAUAGCUUCUGCCAGGAUGCCCCUUUGCCUAAGCCAGGACACCAAAAUGAGGAAGGAGAGUUGAAAGGAGCUGGGAGGACUCUGGGAGGGCUGAACCCCACCAUGGCUCCCAAGCUAGGCUUAGAGGUUCGGAAACUCAGCAGUGGCAGAAUGAUGACUUCCCUGAGGCUGAGUUCCCAGCAGCCCCGUAGUGUUCCACUUCGAGAAAAGAAAGCAACCCAGAUGCUGGUGAUCGUUUUGGGGGCUUUCAUUAUCUGCUGGCUGCCUUUCUUCUUGACCCACAUCCUCAAUACUCACUGCCAGGCCUGCCAUGUGCCCCCAGAGCUCUAUAGUGCCACCACAUGGCUGGGUUAUGUGAACAGCGCCCUCAACCCUGUGAUCUACACCACCUUCAAUGUAGAGUUCCGCAGAGCUUUCCUCAAAAUCCUGUCCUGCUAAAGGAGGAGAGAAGAGUCACCACCUUUAUUGACUUCCCCUGGCCUCUCCAGGGACAAUGACGAUUGAAACUGUAUAGGGUGGGGCAGUUAGAAGCCUCCUACAUUCUAGGCUUUCACCUGCCAGAAUGCUUGACAUCUUUGUAUUGUAAUUGGUCUUUCAACUUCAGUAGUUCACAUCUUCAAUCCAUGCUUCACAGAAAUGCCCAAGUAAUCUUCUUAAUGUGACACUGAUAUAUGACUCCUAUACACAAAUCUUCAGGCCUCUCCAUUGCUUUCAAAAUAAAAUUUAAACUCCUUAUCCUGGCAUUUAAGGCUCUCCACAAUUUGGCUGCAGACUGUCUUUCCAGUCUUGUCUGACAUUAUUCUGCUGCACAAGCUGUAAGUUUUGUCCAAAUAGGACAACUUGCCAUACUUGUUCUUAUCUUGCUGUCCUCGGGGGCCAUUUCUUUGCUCAUGCCUUCCCCCUAUCCCUGGGAUGGACUACUCUCCUCCCCAUCUAUGCCUGUUAGAAUAUUUCCCUUCCUUCAAGACACAACUCAAACAGUAUUUCCUAUGUGAAUCUUUGCCAGAUCUCCCUUUCCUCAAAUUUUCUGCAAGCACUCUGGUCUAGCUCUCUUCAUUGCCCUUAUCACAUUAUACACUGUGUUGUAUUUAUUGGUCUAUGUGUCAGAUAUUCUUGUAAUCUUGUAAUGAGAUAAUAUAUUUGCAAAGCACUUAGCACAGUGCCUAACACAUAGUAGGUCUUAAUAAAUACUUGUUCCCUCCCCCAUUAUAUUAUAAACUCCCCGAUGCUAGGUAUUCCUAUCCUAUUCUAUUUAUUUGUCUAUAUGUCUGAU